AUGCUUUCCCAACUUAAAAGAAGAACGAAUCACUCUUCUGCUUCUUCUUUUCGAUUGGACGAAUCUGAGAAGAUUUUUCUGUUUUGGGGUUUUUCUGCAAAUUCGAAAAGUUCCAACGAAACAUUUUCGAUUGAAAACUUUCCUUUCAUAACUCACUGGUCACUACUUUUUUCCGACUCUUUCGAAAAAUUUGUGUUUGGUUUCGAUGGAGAGAGAUUUUUUGGGUCUGAGCUUUCAUAAUGGUUCGUUGAGUGUGAAAGAGGAAGCCGCUGAUGAAUCCAAAACUUCAGCACCUGAGAAAUUUUCAGGGAUGCAGUGGUCGUUCUCUAACAAGGUCUCUGCUCUUCCUCAAUUCCUGUCUUUCAAGGCUCCUCAAGACAAUAGGCCACAAAGAAAGACAGUAAAUGAUCCUCUUGGGUCAUCCACUUUGAUGGCUAUAUCACCUGCUGAUAGUGCAAUUCAGAAAAAUUUCAUUCAAGAGAAACAAGCAGGAAUUCCUUAUGGGAUGACUGUCUAUCCUGCGCAACAUUUUGAUCCACACACAGCUCAUCAUUCCCAAGAAAUGAAGAUAUUCCCGUUAUCCAAUCAACCCAAUCAAACAAUGUCCGUUUCUUUGAGCACACCUGUUCACUCACAUCUUGCUUCCUCUGCUAAGUGCAUGGUUCCUUCUACUAUGAAACCGCAGUCUUUUGGAGGUGUACCGGUUAUAUCCUCUCUGUCUGUUCUUCCCUCUAGUAGUUCCGUAGUUGGCACCACUGAUCUUAGGAAUGCACCCAAAUCCUCCAGCGCACCUGCUCAAUUGACCAUAUUUUAUGGAGGAUCCGUCAAUGUAUACGAUGAUAUAUCUCCCGAGAAGGCCCAAGCUAUUAUGUUGCUGGCCGGAAAUGGGUCUUCUCUUCCUCAUACUAAGCCCGCUUCAAUGGCUCAAGGGGAGGCAUCAACACCAAGGCCUUCAGCAGCUGAUGGUUUUAUUAGGAACUGGUCUCAUAUUCCAUCUUCGUUCGCAAGCAUCCCAGGCUCUAUUUCUGUGACCAUGCGCCCUGAUACUCAGGGUUGCGGAGGAGCAGCUAAUAGCACGAAUGGAUUAACAAUAGCGAAACCAAUAGGAGCUUCAGCAUCAUCUAGUAACCACGCAGAGCCACCUAAAGUAGUCAGCUCAGUAGGUCCUGCCACAACAAAUGCAAUUCCAACAGCUGUUCCUCAGGCACGUAAAGCAUCCUUGGCUAGGUUUUUAGAAAAGCGUAAGGAGAGGGUGAUAAGCACAUCCCCAUACAAUAUCCCUCAGAAUUCUUCAGACUGCGGCGCCCCUGGUUCCAUUGCCACGAGUAUCUCGGUCAACUCUAGAAGUUCCUCGCCACUGUCAGCCAUAAACUGACCCGUGAGGCGGGGCCGACGGCGGGUGGGCAGGUUUGAGAAGAGAAAAAAAGAAGGGUUGGAACUGAGGAAGCAGUCUGGGGAAGUGUUGGGAGAGGUCGUUAUUAACGUGUAAUUGUGUUUUUAAUUGUGAGAUCAAUUCUUUUGACCUUAUGGUCUAUAGAUAAAUCUUAUAGAUAUGUAAUAUUAGUUUUUUUGGUUUUGGUUUUGAUUGUUAGCCAAGUCUUUCUAUCAAAUACUACCACAAAUGCCUUGUAACAUACUGUUACUUUUCUAUAAUACGCUGUAAAAUACCAUUUUUGCACCA
Molecule: messenger RNA, 1681 nt
Organism: Humulus lupulus (European hop)
Lineage: Eukaryota; Viridiplantae; Streptophyta; Magnoliopsida; Rosales; Cannabaceae
Product: protein TIFY 6B
Exons: 7
Coding region: 206-1375 (389 amino acids)
Biological process (GO): response to wounding; regulation of jasmonic acid mediated signaling pathway; regulation of defense response
Cellular component (GO): nucleus
Source: RefSeq, a predicted model, not a curated record